CGAACCAAGACGGGGCUGCAUUUCUGGGAUGGGGAUGCCGCCAGCUGCUGGCUCCUCCCUGCUCCAGCCUUUGGCCGCCUUCUUCUGCGAAGGCCGUGCGGGCGCUGGGCAGCCUCGGCCCGCGCUGGGCGGGGACCGGGCGGGCUCAGGGCCCUGCACAGCCCCGCCGGUCGGGCCGGGGCAGAGCGCGGCCGCCGCUCUCCCGGAACAGAACUACGUUUCCCAGCUCUCUUCCCGGCCGGCACCGCCCCCUUCCCGCCGGGCUGGGCGCAGGGCCGGAGCCGCGCGGCGGCGGAGGCGCUACAGCCCGGGGCCCCUGCGCGCCCUCGGGCACGACCGGCCCGGCAGCGCCGGCCCCGCUCCGUGCCCGCCAUGGCGGAUAGCGCGGAGCCCGCCGCUCCCGCCGCGGCUCCGGACGCGAGUCCCGCCGCGGCCCCCCCCGGCUCGCCGGCAGGAGAGCGGCGGGCGGGCGGCUCCCCCGGCUCGGGCGCGGCCAUGCCGCGGCUGCCGCUGGGCGGCCCGGGCGGGGCGGCGGGGAUGUCGCUGCCGCGGCUGGAGAAGCCCAUCAAGCAGGCCUUCUACAACACCGGCGCGCUGCUGUUCGCGGGGCUGUGCUGCGGCGCCGCCGUGCUCGUGUACUUCAUCCUGGAGGCGUUCCUGCGGCCGCUGCUCUGGGCCGUGCUCUGCGGCACCUUCCUGCACCCCUUCAAGACCUCGCUGACGGCGCUGGGGCGGCGCUGGCUGGGCCGCCUGCACCGCUCCCGCACGCCGGUGCUGCUGGCCGCCCUCCUCCUGCCCAUCUGCUUCGCCAACUACGGCGUGGAGGCGCUGGGCGAGCAGGUGCUGCGGCGGCGGCGGCUGCUGCUGCUGCUGGGCGCCGGGGGCCCGCUGCUCUACGGGCUCUACUGCCUGGGCAGCUCGCUGGGCGUGCAGGUGCUGCUGGCACAGGCCGCCCGCAUCAUCUGCCAGGGGCUCGACUACUUCAGCAGCCAGUGGAUAUGGACACUGGUAGUUGGCUACCUGCUGAUGGUUUCAUUCAAGUGGAAUACAAGCACUGAACGUUACUUAAAGGCAGUGUCUGUUCCUGUCUGGAUUAUGCUGCUCUUUCACUUAGCUUCUGUGGCAGGCUCCUGGAGAAUUCCUGUAUUUCUGGUUAUAGUUGUUCUGAUGACAGUAGGCAUGUUGCAUGAACAGCAGAAUGGAAAGGAGUCCUCUGGGGCAGAGCUUCCUGGUCAGAUGAUUUCCAUCGCUGCUUCAACAAUUGCCAUGGCAAUUUCAAUGACAGAAGAUGAGUCCAAUCAUGAACAUUCCUCCCAACCCUCAGGAGCAACAGCAGAAGGUGAUCAGCCUCCACCUCCUCGAGCUUCAUCAUCUUUCAGCUCCUCCUCUUCAACAUCUUCUGGGAACAGACAAAGACCUGAGAUUGGAUCUUUUCUUAGAAAAAAGAAAACUAGUGAUAUUUACUUUGUUAUUCUUGUGUGGGCCAUUGUCAUUGUUCAGAUCUGGCUAAAUUUUUGGAUUGUGCAGCUGUUGCCAGUGCCUUUUGCAGUUUGGGCACUUAAAAAAUUCGUGGUUCAUUUUGGAGUUUUGAACUUCAUGGCAAAGCACUGCAAAAGUUGGUGGCAACUUGUUGAAAAUUUUGUGAAGGAACGUCAGGAGGCUCUUGCUCCACGGCCCAUCAGAGGACUUGGAAGUGUUAUGCUAAAGCUUGACAGUAAGCUGUGGCACUGGCUUAAUAAGAAGAUUAUCGUGUGGUUGGAGAAAAUGCUAGAUAAAAUAAUCAGCAUUUUCAUAAUAUUUUUGCUGGUGAUAGGAACCCUUCUGCUAGCUCUUCUCCUUACUGCAAAGGUACAUCAAGAGAGUGUUCACAUGAUUCAAGUCACAAGCAGCUUGAUCAAUGAGACAGUAGCCAGUCACCCAGAAUGGGCAAACUGGCUCCCAGAAGCCCAGGUCAUUCAGAAGGCGCUCAAUUCUGCAGCUAACAACGUAUACCAGUAUGGCCGAGAGUGGAUCACGCACAAGCUCCAUAAGAUUUUAGGAGAAAAAGUAAACAACACUGCUGUGAUUGAAAAACAAGUGCUGGAGCUCUGGGACAGGCUUUAUCACUCUUGGUUUGUGAAGAAUGUAACACAUUCUGGAAGACACAAAGGACACAAGUGGCACAUAAACCGUCAAAACAGCUGGCUUGGAGAUAUUCUGGACUGGCAAGAUGUUGCAUCCUUUGUUCAUGACAACAUUGAAACAUUUCUCUCGAUCCUGGAGUCUCUGUGGAUAGUGAUGAGUCGCAAUGUGAGCCUCUUGUUUACUACAGUUACAGCAUUAGUGACAAUCCUCUUCCACAGUGGGACAGCUCUUCUCAAUUUUGUGCUUUCAGUGGUGAUUUUUCUGACCACACUGUUCUACCUGCUGAGCUCCAGUGAUGAGUAUUACAAGCCAGUAAAAUGGGUGAUAAGCCUGACACCUUUGUCACAGCCAGGUCCCUCCUCAAAUAUAGUUGGCCAAUCUGUGGAGGAAGCAAUAAGAGGUGUGUUUGAUGCUUCCCUCAAAAUGGCUGGGUUCUAUGGACUCUACACUUGGUUGACUCACACUAUAUUUGGGAUUAACAUAGUCUUCAUACCAUCUGCAUUAGCAGCAAUCCUUGGAGCAGUGCCAUUUCUGGGGACAUACUGGGCAGCAGUCCCUGCAGUCCUAGAUUUGUGGCUUGUGCAAGGACAGGGAUGCAAAGCCCUUUUGCUCUUGGUUUUUCACCUCUUGCCAACCUAUUUUGUAGAUACAGCAAUUUAUUCAGAUAUAUCAGGAGGUGGUCACCCUUACCUGACAGGCCUUGCAGUAGCUGGUGGAGCAUAUUACCUGGGACUGGAAGGGGCCAUCAUAGGACCAAUUCUACUUUGUAUACUUGUGGUUGCCUCCAAUAUAUAUAGUGCCAUGUUGGUGAGUCCAACAAAUUCUGUGCCCACCCCAUCACAAGCGACAUGGCCAUUACAGAUUUACCGGUCACCUAGAGAGAGUCCCGAGGAGAUGAAAACAUCUGCAGAGUGAUGGAGGUGCCGGGGUGCACCAGUACAACAUGAGGGACUUGCUGUCGUCUGUCUCGGGUUCACAACAGCCAUGGCCUUCUGUCCCUGCCCAGCUGUGCCUGGGGCAGCUCACAGGGAAGCAUAGACUGGGUUUUAGGAGCAAGCACUAGAACAUCUGCUGGCCUUACAUUAUUGUGCACUUUGCCUCUUCGAGAGAGAAUGUCUCCUUCCCAUGGCUUUGCAUACCAACACACAGUCAGCUGCCUUGUUGAGGACUUGGAAGACCCUCUGUCUUAUCAAAAGAAUAGCUCAGAGGAGAGGUACAUCCACUGGAGUCAUUAUCUUAUCUCCUGAAAUUACUAACUUGGCUUUUAUUUAUUGGGUUAUUUGUCUUACUAAACUGUAGUAGCUUUAAAGAAAGCUGUAAUUCCAAAAUAUUUAUUUUUAGGCAAUCGGUGGCACAAGAAGGGCAAACCACUCAUUGUGAAAUGAAAGUAUAAUAUAAUAGUUUGCGCCUCCUCAAGGUGUUCCUUUAUAAGCUUCAACCAUCAUCUGUAACUCAUAAUAACACUUACAUAUUAUUCUCUUACAUGCACUGAAAUUUAAUGUUGUUGGAGACUGGUAUUUUUAAUACCUUCCUGAUAUUAAUAGAAAUGCAAACUGUUAAAUGUGGAUUUUCCUGUUACUGACAUAGGAUCAUUUAAAUAGUUUAAAUCUUGCCCCCAUUUGCAGUGAAAUUUGAUAAUAUUUUGCUGUUUAUCCACCCUCCCAGUGGAGUCAUCUUGUCAGUUAAAUUUAAUCAAAGGCCUUGAGUGUUUUCAGACUGUAGUAAUGCAGGAUGGUCGUAUGUCCUUCCAGUAAGUGGAAGAAGUUUAAUGGGGAUAGUUUAAUGUUGGUUUUCAAAUGCUGUGGCUGAGUUCAAUUCACUUUUUAAACAAAUUUUACUACCAGAAAGAAAGAGGAGGGAACAUGAAUUUGACUGUAGUUUAGUUGGGGCUUUUUAACCCUGUACAUAUCCAGCCAAAUAUCUGAGAUAUAAGAUAAAUCUUAAUAUAUUAGGGUAUAUCUUACUAAUAAACAAAGAUCCUGAAUUUUUGAAAUUAUGUAUUGCCUAGGUCACAGCAUCAAAUCCUCUAGUGUUUUUCUUCCAUACAUAAUUUUGCUUAAAAUGCAGCUUUGGUGACAUUUAAGGCCUUUUGUAUUGAUUGUCAAAACAUUUUGACAUAAUGGAUCUUUAUAAACGGAUCCUUUUUGUAAAUGGGAAUUGGGGUUUUUUGGUAAAUAUUUCAUAUUUGCACAGCUUUUCCACAAAUCCAAUGAGGCCCAAGGUACAAAGUAGCAGAUGCACUUGCUUAACCAAAGAACCACCAUUCAGUUUCCAGUAACUUGAAUUGAUUUCAGAGGUUGAUUGAUAAUGAGUUGUACAAAAUAGAGGCAUGCCUUGUAUUUAUUGUUGACAGUAAUUCAAUGUUUGAAACAAAGGGAUCUUAUACAGGGAUAAGGAUAUCUAAGAUGUGUGCACAAACAGCUUGCAGUAACUGAGAUGUUUGUUUUGCUUGAGUUCUAGAAGUGUUGACAGAUUUGAAAGGUUCUUUCCAUGAUACUGUAUGUAUUUUUACAUUGUUUUGAAAAAUACAUUGCCAUGGGAAGUGAUUGGAAAGUACUCUAAUACUGAGUAAAGAGGAAAGUCCUGCUAAAGGCUCACAAUAAACAGGCUGCCUAACAAGACACAAAUAGUCUGCUUCUCAGAUUCUCAAAAUAAGCUGCUGCAAUUUUACUGAUGAAAUUGUAUGUUUUAAGUGAGAGGUGUUGAGUAUGCUGUUUGUGUACACUUGCACGUAUGUGCUUGAGGGACAGACUUGGGCUUAAUUUAGUAAGUUGACUCAGGUUUAUCAAAAUAUGGAAACAUCCCAUUUAAUAUUUUAAAUUCUGAAGAUCUACAUAUCACUUUCAACUAACUGAAUAAGAAGAAUGUAUUGCUUGAAGGAAGUAUCUGUUAUAUCUCCUUGGUUUUGUGGCAUACAAAAAGGCUUAAAUGAAAUACAUUUUUAUAAUUGUUGCUGGCUAGGGUGGAGGAUGUGGGGAAACCUGAGGCUUUCCUAAAAUAUUCCUGCAACUUUCUAACCAGCUGGAAUGAGACCACCAUGAUAUUUGGGCUACUUGUUUAUUGUAUUACUUUUUUUUUAGUUCACAGUUUUGCACUGAAUUGUUGUGUUCUUGUUGUAGCUUCUUGUAGACAGCACUUAAAGCACCUCUUUGCUCACUGGUCAAGACAUGUGUAUUGUCCACCUUUGCUAUCCCAUUUUCUGAGACAAUCUUUCAUACCUCUGUGGUACUCCACUUAGUAAUUUUGAAGAGUCAUUAAAAAGCAUUAUUUUGUUUGGUUUUAA
Prinia subflava (tawny-flanked prinia) is the source of this 5407-nucleotide messenger RNA. RefSeq names its product transmembrane protein 245 (gene TMEM245). The transcript is spliced from 18 exons. The coding region runs from base 373 to 3039 and encodes 888 amino acids. The record is from RefSeq and is a predicted model, not a curated record. NCBI's taxonomy places the organism in Eukaryota, Metazoa, Chordata, Aves, Passeriformes, Cisticolidae.